Molecule: messenger RNA, 1755 nt
Organism: Morone saxatilis (striped sea-bass)
Lineage: Eukaryota; Metazoa; Chordata; Actinopteri; Moronidae
Gene: lrrc30a
Product: leucine rich repeat containing 30a
Exons: 7
Coding region: 522-1274 (250 amino acids)
Molecular function (GO): protein binding
Source: RefSeq, a predicted model, not a curated record
CAAUCGUUGCCUCUCUCCUGCACUAACAGUGAGUCAAUCAGUUACACAUUAAAUUAAUUAAUAAACUGAUCAGUCAGGAAACAGAUCAGGUGACUUAACAACAUCCAUGUUUAUGAGGAUUUUUACUUGGACGAGGGCAUGUCGGCAACUCUACAACUCAAUAAAGACAUUUUAUGAGGAGUUCACCUGAAUCAAAGACAACAAACUCAGAGUGUGGACACCUGGAAAACAUCUGGAGAACAUCUGAACAAUAGAAUCUGUCUGUAGAACAACAUCUGGACAUCAGAUUAGCAUGUGGACGGUAGAUCUGGGCAUCCAAACAAUAAAAUAACGUCUGGAUAUCAGAAUCCCAUCAGACAGUAGAAUUGAGACAGUUGCAUUACUUUGGUCAUCUGUUCUUGGUUUGGAGCAACAAAGAACUGGAAGACGAGGAGGAGAGGGCAACUGAGAGGGUCUGCUGGGAGGAAGAGGAGGAGGAGGAAGAAAGCAGGAGACACAGGAGGCAGCAGAAGGAGGAAGGGAUGGGAGGAACAGUGUGUAAGGAGGAAGUGAAUGAGGAAAAGAAAAGGAGCGUAGGGAGGGAGGACAGUCUGACGUCAGCAGACAGAAUCCGUCGGUUCACCGUCAAACAGUUUGGAUAUAACGUUCUGAGUCUGGCUCGCCGAGGACUUAAGGAGGUCCCAGAUGAGUUGUGGGAACUUUUGGAGUUGGAGAAGCUGAAUUUGUCUCUCAACAGUCUGAAGGUUCUUCCUCCUCAGCUGGCUCUGCUCUCCAACCUCGUAGUCCUCAACCUGUGGGGCAACCAAGUGCUCAGUUUGGCCAACAACCAGCUGUCCUCGCUGCCUGCCUGUCUUUCCAAUCUGACCCGACUCAGGAAACUCAACCUCAGUCACAACCACAUCGCUCAUAUCCCUGGUUGUGUUUACAACAUGAAGACUCUGGUGUUCCUCCAUCUGGCCUAUAACCGUCUGGAGAACCUGGCAGAGAAUAUCCAGGCUCUGGUGGAGCUCAAGAUCCUCAUUGUGGAGGGAAACAGCCUCCACUCUCUGCCUAAGGCCCUCUGCUUCCUCACCAGGUUGGAGUUACUGAAUCUGGACUUUAAUGACAUUAAGGACGUCCCACAGGAGAUGCACCAGUUGUCUCGACUGGAGAAGUUGGCCUGUCAUCCUCUAGAUAAAGGACUCCACAUCGUCCACAACCCGCUGCUCAAGCCUGUGAAGGAGGUGUUGGAGGGGGGGCUCACUGCCCUCUUCAACUACCUGAGAGCUGUGUAGAGGUGUGGGCGGGGCUUGUAAACUACCUGAGAGCUAUUUCUGCAUGUUUUCCAGAUAUAUUAGAUAUAUAUAGAUAUUCUAGUAUAUUAUGAUUUAAGAUGAGCCUUGAUAUGUCAGAACUUACAUUUUCAAGGCAUCAUGUCAAUUUUAUCCAGUUAAAAAGAUACAAACAGCAGCUGCAAGGCUACGUAUGUUAAUGAUUUAAAAAAACGUGUCCACAAAUGUUUUUUCAUACAGUGUAGUUUAAUUAACCAAGAAAAUGAUUUAUUCAUGCUUUUCCUCUUCCUGGCACAAAUAAAAAGCCUUACCUGCAGUCACAAGUAAUGGUAAAUGGUAAAUGGACUCAUAUGGCUCCUUUCUAGUCCUCUGACCACUCAAAGCGCUUUUACACUGCAUCACAUUCACUCAUUCAUACUGUCAUACUACUGGUCACAUCACAACUGAGAAUAUGUCCAAAUUCUUUGCUUGGGUAGAAUUUAUU